Messenger RNA from Megalops cyprinoides (Indo-Pacific tarpon), 3130 nucleotides. Its product is annotated as next to BRCA1 gene 1 protein-like. Gene Ontology annotation, cellular component: phagophore assembly site. The record is from RefSeq and is a predicted model, not a curated record. Lineage: Eukaryota; Metazoa; Chordata; Actinopteri; Elopiformes; Megalopidae. Gene Ontology annotation, biological process: macroautophagy. Bases 109 to 2991 code for a protein of 960 amino acids. The transcript is spliced from 21 exons. Gene Ontology annotation, molecular function: ubiquitin binding.
AGGAGGUCAGUAGUUAAGCUUGCAGACGAGGAAAGACAGACGAUCAGAAUCACAUAUACAAAUAACUGCACAUCGUUUCUUAAUGGUACCUUUUCACGGUCUAUAACAAUGGAUUUCCCUGUUAAUCUGAAGGUGAAUUUUAGGGGGAACGCAAAGAGUUUUCUAGUUUCUUAUUCGGAAUCGAGCUGGGAGUCGCUGGAAGCCAUGAUUCAGAGGUCGUUUGGCUUGUGCAGUCUGCAGGUGACAUACUUCGAUGAGGACAAUGAGGAGGUGUCCAUUAAUAGUCAAGAGGAAUAUGAAGAGGCUUUAAAGUGCGCACUGAAGCACGGGAACCGGUUGCACAUGAACGUGUGCGAGAUGAAGGGCCCGCCGGGCAGGGGACCAGCGAAGCCGAAGAGCGAGGGGAGGCCCAGCCAACACUGCCCCGCCCUGACCAAGACCGUGAGCCAGAGGGUCCAUUCCGCCUCCCAGGAGCAGGCAACAGCGGUUAUGAAAGAGCUCAAGGGGACCAAAGAGGAAGAUAAGACCCCUCCGGCUUGGUUUACGUCUUACAUGGAGAAGUUUAAGGACCAGGUGGUGAAGGAGGCGGUGGAGAAGAUCUGCCGCGAGUUCUCUGGGCAGUGCUGCAUCCACAAGCCAGUGGGAGCCGAUGCCCAGGUCCCGGAGGUCAGCUCCUCCUCCUCAGCCGGAGUUCCCAGCUCCACACCUGCCUGCAGCAGCUGCCAGGGCCAGACCUCGGGGGGCGGCUACCAGUGCAGCGUGUGCACGUCCUGCACCCUGUGUGAGCCCUGCAGCCUCGCUCAUGACCCCAGCCACAGCCUGGUGAGGGCCAGGACGCCCCUGUCCAUCCCAGAGCACGGAUCCCCAGGCCCAGAGCAUGCCAGGUUCCAGAGGCGGGGAGACCGGAGCUUCCGCAAGGCGGAGAAGCAGCGGCUGAAGGCGGAGAAGCGGCAGCUGAAGGCGGAGGUGAAGGAGAUCAGGAAGCAGCUGAGGAUGGAGAGGAGGGGCCUGCAGUGGAGCGCCGGCGGAGAGGGGAGCACCGCCCCCAUCCUGCUCCAGCCCCGGGCCACCCAGACCUGCUGCAUAGACAGCCCCAACCGUUCCUGCCCUCCCAUGGGGCCUGUCAUGACCGCGCUGUUCCUGGACGAGAACCUGCCAGACGGGACGCGCCUUCAGCCUGGGACCAAGUUCAUCAAAUACUGGAAAAUGCGGAACACCGGCAGCCUCUGCUGGAGCACCGAGACCAAGCUGAAGUUCAUGUGGGGGAACCUGACUGUGGCGUCCAGUGAGAAGCAGAAGGAGGUGGCCGUGCCCUUCCUUCAGCCCGGCCAGGUGGGCGUGGUGAGCGUGGCGUUCACGGCGCCCGCGGCAGAGGGCACCUACACCUCACACUGGCGCCUGGCGCACCAGGGGGAGCAGUUCGGCCCACGGGUGUGGUGCAGCAUCGUGGUGGACCCCUUAGCCCCGGCCGGAGCUGCCGACAGCAUGCUGGACUCCCCCUGCGGCACCCCACAGGUUCCUCUGCAGAAGAAGGAAGCCCCUCCCCUGGAGAAGGAGGGGCCACGUUGCCCCGCCCCCAGGGACUGCGGGCUGAUGUCGCUGGGCCUGGACUGCGAGCAGGAGUACUACAUCCCCUCGGUGGACCUGCUCACAGCGCAGGACCUGCUCUCCUUCGAACUGCUGGACAUCAACAUCGUGCAGGAGCUAGAGAGUGUCCCGAAUAACACGCCAGCUGACAUGACGCCAUGCAUGUCCCCCCUGCCCCACGACGGGCCCCUGCUGGAGAAGCCUGGCCUGGGGCAGAUUGAGGAAGAGGCCGAGACCUCGGGGGCCAGGAGCCUCCCAGAUGCGAUGCGCGGGGAGCGCAAGGAGCUGGGCAGCGUCCCGGCGCAGGAGGAGGGCGAGGAGGACAUCAGCGGGACGCAGUUCGUGUGCGAGACGGUGAUUCGCUCCCUCACCCUGGAGGAGGAGCCCGAGCACACGCCCCUCCGAAGGCCCCGCCCCAGCCAUCCCAAAGGUUGCUUUCCUGCUUCCCAGGACACCAGUUCUCAUGGUGAGAAAUGUGAGAAGAGUGUUGGGCCUGCUGUGGACACAGAGCUCAGGAAUGUAGAGGCCCCGCCCCCAGUCACACCCCAGGUCACACACGAGGAGCAGUCUGUUCCAGAGGAGGGCGUGGAGUCGGACAUCGAGAGCAUCUGCGUGGACCCCAGCGGCGAGGAGGAGGAGGGGCCGGCGGCGGCGGCGGCGGAAGGGGGGGCGGCGGGAGACGAGCGCGACGAGGUGCGCAGUCAGGCGUCCUCGGCCUCCUCCGAGGACUACAUCAUCAUCCUGCCCGACUGCUUCGACACCAGCCGGCCGCUGGGCGAGUCCAUGUACAGCUCGGCCCUGUCGCACGCCGGCGCCGAGGGCGAGGGCGAGCGGGACGAGGGCGCCCCCCGCGGGCGGGGCAGCAUCAGCGACAUGCUCUGCACCUCUCAGACGCUGGACGCCGUGCCCCUCACCCCGGUGGUGGUGCCCGCCCCUCCCCUCGCGCGCAGACGCUGCUAUCCUCGCAGGCCAGAGAGGCUGGGUGACAUGGAGCUGACGGCCGAGGUUCUGGACACGAGCGAGCUAUACCAGCCUGAGGACACGGCGGACUCUUCCAGUCCAGUCCGGUCACAGCCAACCAGCCCCUCCGAGGCCUCUGACUCCGGACCACAGACCUCCCAAGAUUCCAGGCCACAGGGAGGCAUCACCGAUGGGCUGGUGAAGGGAGCGCUCUCUGUGGCGGCAUCCGCCUACAAGGCCCUCUUCACCGGGCAGCCCGGCAACACGCAGCCCCCGACAGACUCGGCCACCCAGGAAGCCAUGAUGGCGGUGCUGCUGGAGAUGGGCUUCGGCGACCGGCCGCUCAACCAGCGGCUGCUCAAGAAGCACGGCUACAACCUGCUGGACGUGGUGAACGAGCUGGUGCAGAUGGCCGACAACGACUGGUUCGUCACGCGCUACUGAGGAACCACGCCGACGCGGACACACCCACCUGCCCCUGACCCCCCCUCCUCCUCUCUGAAAGGACUGGCACCAGCCCGGCCCACAGGAACUGUCCUGAGUGUGACACAGAAACAACAUGGGGAGGAGGGUGGGGGGUGGC